Messenger RNA from Phialemonium atrogriseum, 423 nucleotides. RefSeq lists its product as uncharacterized. The transcript has a single exon. The annotation marks the transcript as partial. NCBI's taxonomy places the organism in Eukaryota, Fungi, Ascomycota, Sordariomycetes, Cephalothecales, Cephalothecaceae. The record is from RefSeq and is a predicted model, not a curated record.
CCACGAGACUGUCCACGCACAAUGUUACACCGAAGAAAGCCCUUGGACGGUUGACCAAUUCCACGAGAAGAGGGAUUGGGCUUUCACCGCUAGCUACCUCAGCCAUAUUAACGCCGGGGCUGUGCUGGUACGCAGCGGUUAGGAGAUGGAGCUGGUGGACAUUGUUGCGGCCACUCCGGUGGCGGGCCGGGAGCAAGACAGCGAUUGGAACUGUCAAAACUUUAUGCUUAAGGGCCUACAGGGGAUUGUGAACGGGUUCCAGGCACAGGAGUGGUACAAUUUCGUUGGAAGGGGAACUUGCAGACCAGUUAAUUAACGAGAGUGUUGCUUGAUCGAUAUUUUGACUCCCACUAUCAGGAAAGGCGGACGAUAAAUCCCACAAGGAUAUAUUCGAGAUCGUAGCGCUUAGCAAAGAGAGACGGA